GAUUGUGUAAGGAGACGCAUUUAAGUACACACAUCUUCGCUACGAAAUGCAAUGUAGAGAAUUAUUACAAUAGAACGCGCCGCUGUAGGCAGACAUAUUUAUUUUAUUAGGUUUUUUUUGUAUUAUUGUAAUAUCACACUCAACUCAUACAGGCGAGCGAAGGCAAACGAAGAGCAAAAAAAAACGUGAAAAAAUACCGUCGUUUUUACAUACACGAGAAAAUAGGCAGGAAUAUUUGAAAUUGCCAUACAGUUUAAGUAAAAAUCAAUGUAAAACAGUGUGCUAAUAUAAAAUAGAAGUAGUUAGUGUUUAUUCAAUUGGGAAAGCAGUCGGGAGAGUUGGUGUGAAAUCGAAAUUAUUGAAAAGCAAAAGUGAAAAAAAAGAAGAAGUCGAUUUUGACAUAUUAAGAAAAACGAAAUAAGAGAAAAAGCGAACGAGUCGGAAUAAGAAGGAAAGAGGUUGUUGCUAGUGGAUUGGAAUAUUUGUGUUUGGUCGGCUUACCAUUACCUCAACCCCCAGCUACAAAAACGGCCGGAAAAAAACAACAAAAAUCGGAAAAAAAAGAACGGCGUAAAACCGAAGACUCUGACAACAUGGCCGAAUACGAGGGAAACGGCGAUUUUAACUACAGUGGCGAUGGAUCAAGUGAUUUUAAGCGGCGAGACAACAAUGCCACCACAUCGGUCAAAUCGGAUGAUGAGGCAGAAGAAAAUGUCCAAUUACCCGAAAAGGUCAACGAAUACAUCCGGGAAUUGCUCAACGAAAAGAUGAGCAUGGAUCAUAAGUACCCACAUGCUGAAAAAUUGCUCGAAGCUGAGAUUGCAAAGGUUCAACAGAGUGGCCGCAUCCCACAACGAGAACAGAAGUAUGUAGACAUUUACCGCGAGAAACAGAUUCGAGUCACUGUUAAGGUGCUAGUGCCGGUAAAGGAACACCCUAAAUUCAAUUUCGUUGGUAAGCUGCUUGGGCCAAAGGGUAAUUCAAUGAAAAGACUGCAAGAAGAGACAAUGUGUAAAAUGGCUGUAUUGGGUCGAGGAUCGAUGAAGGACCGCAAGAAGGAGGAAGAUUUGCGAGCAGCCUUAGAUCCAAAAUACGCUCAUUUAAAUGAUGACUUGCAUGUAGAAAUAUCGGCAUUGGCACCACCGGCCGAAGCCCAUGCCCGUGUUGCGUAUGCAUUGGCCGAGGUGCGAAAAUAUUUGAUACCCGACAGCAAUGAUGUCAUUCGUCAAGAGCAGUUGCGUGAAUUAAUCGCCGAUGGUACAAUCCCAUCGGAUGCCGAUGAUCCAGCAAAAUAUAAGCCACGUGUACCGCAUAUAGCUCGUAAUGCUUAUCCAAGCAGCAGAGUUUCAGCAACGACACGUUCACCAGUCCCGGCUGGUUCGUCGCGCACGGUGAUGCCUGCCAAACAGAAAAUAUUGUCGAUACUGGAUCGUGCCCGAACCGCAAUGGAAGAAACGUAUCCGGCUUAUGAGGACGCGAUCUAUGAGGGUGCGCCGACUGGUCACUACGAUAACUAUUCAUACGGUCAUCAAGCACAUACGUCAGCACCGCGAACCGCACGCUACGAUGCCGCUGACUAUGAGGCCGAAUAUCGGCGAGAAUACUAUCGCGAGCCGCCAGCCUAUGCAGCCCAUCGUUCAUCGUGGAAAUCCAGUAGCUAUCACGGUAAUGGUAGCUAUUCAUCAUCCGGUCGUCAUGAGCACGAGCAUGUAUCAUCGUCAGCAAAGGCAGCCAUACACAGUUCACAUUCGCGUGAAAGUCGCUACAGAAAUUCACCAUAUACGCGACCGAAAAACUAAAACACCCAAAACAAAACUAAGAAACAAAACAAUGCUAUAUCAUAAAACCAACUACACAUACGUUUAUUUUUUAAAUUUAUAUUCUCUCUAAUAUCUCUUUCACUUACUGAGAGAGCAAGAAAAAAGGGCAACAAGAAAUUUCUUCGCAAGGAUUCGCUGCCGAUAUCCGGAUAUAUCCUCUAAAACCAACCAAAACCAAAACAAAAAGCGAUUUUGUGAGUGUGACAAACAGAAAUAACUAACGAAAAAAUAAAAACCAAACAAAAAUCGAUAGAAGCACAGCAGCAUGCGAUGGUCAUAGACAUACAAACAAAAUGCAACUAAAAAUUAAAAAAAAAUCAAUGUUAGUUAAUUAAAAAACCAAAAGAUAAACGAAGAGAAAAAAAAAUGAGUCUAUUUUUUGCCGAUGGAUUCGCACAAAUGCAGUUUAUCUGUUGAUUCAGCUGAAUGAAUAAAAAAAAAUCUAGACUCUUCAAAACGAGACCAAAAAACAUACACAUUUUGAAUACGAUUCCGUAAACAAAACAAAAUAUCCUUAUAAAUAACAACAAAAUAUAUUUGUCUGGCAUAAACAAAACGAAAUGAAUAAAUAAAUGAGGAAAGCAGAGAAUAAAUUUUCUUUUUGAAUGGUAAAAAAUGUGUCGAUUAUCGCGAACCAAAGAAAAAUACACAAUUUAAAUGGUAUCAAUUGCUUAUAAAAUUCAUGUAAAAGAAAAAAAAGAAAAGAAAUUAAUGAUGACAAUUUGGUUGUAAGCCUGAAGCAUUUACAAAUCUAACAUUUUAAACAAUAAAAAUUAUUGCAAAUUGUAAAAUCUGAAAACUGAGCGAUAAAUGAAGAUUGAAAUAAAAACCAAAAAAAAAAAAAUAAA
Messenger RNA from Sitodiplosis mosellana (orange wheat blossom midge), 2668 nucleotides. RefSeq names its product KH domain-containing, RNA-binding, signal transduction-associated protein 2-like. The coding region runs from base 594 to 1799 and encodes 401 amino acids. The transcript is spliced from 6 exons. Gene Ontology annotation, molecular function: mRNA binding. Gene Ontology annotation, biological process: regulation of alternative mRNA splicing, via spliceosome. NCBI's taxonomy places the organism in Eukaryota, Metazoa, Arthropoda, Insecta, Diptera, Cecidomyiidae. Gene Ontology annotation, cellular component: nucleus. The record is from RefSeq and is a predicted model, not a curated record.